AUGACAAGAGAGACGACAAGUCACGGGCCGACAGACCUCCUCCUCCAAUAUUACGGACUACCAAGGCUUGUAUGGCGAGGCUGUGGGAACGAUCGCAGCAGAAGUAUUUCCGAACCUCCCGUCUACUGUGAAAAAGCUUCCGCCGGUUGUUUGGGACGUGAUCAAGGGGCAAGGCCUCGCAGCUGGAAAGAUGUUCCCGAUAAGGGUGCCAAUUGGGGCUGA
This is a messenger RNA of Colletotrichum orchidophilum, 222 nucleotides long. RefSeq lists its product as uncharacterized. Bases 1 to 222 code for a protein of 73 amino acids. The transcript has a single exon. The record is from RefSeq and is a predicted model, not a curated record. NCBI's taxonomy places the organism in Eukaryota, Fungi, Ascomycota, Sordariomycetes, Glomerellales, Glomerellaceae.